AUGGACGAGUUUCUGUCCACACCCGACGGCCUCAGACACACGCGGCCGUCGGGCAAAAUGGCGCCUGAUUCACCAGGCACAAGCAGCACGGCCGGAUCCAUAGCAGGCUCCACGCAAGCAGACACCCUAACCCAGAUAUCUGCUGAGUUAGCAGCCAUAGCCUCCAACAUGCUGACAAAGGCAGACAAGGUGACCCUGGUACAGGAAAUGCGCUCCGCUAUCAGGGAAGAGAUUCAAGAGGUGAGAAAUGAUCUAACCACCCUGGAGCAGCGGGUCACUGAGCUGGAAGCUGAUUGUAUGCUGGCCUCUCAACACUCCCAAGCUGCCGACAAUGCCACCUCAAGGCAGGGUACCGUCCUCCUGGAUCUAAGAAGAUAG
Molecule: messenger RNA, 378 nt
Organism: Pelobates cultripes (western spadefoot toad)
Lineage: Eukaryota; Metazoa; Chordata; Amphibia; Anura; Pelobatidae
Source: the annotation of a GenBank genome assembly